Molecule: messenger RNA, 1549 nt
Organism: Lucilia sericata (common green bottle fly)
Lineage: Eukaryota; Metazoa; Arthropoda; Insecta; Diptera; Calliphoridae
Product: protein cycle
Exons: 5
Coding region: 240-1466 (408 amino acids)
Biological process (GO): regulation of transcription by RNA polymerase II
Cellular component (GO): transcription regulator complex; aryl hydrocarbon receptor complex; cytoplasm
Molecular function (GO): DNA-binding transcription factor activity, RNA polymerase II-specific; RNA polymerase II cis-regulatory region sequence-specific DNA binding; protein dimerization activity
Source: RefSeq, a predicted model, not a curated record
ACUUGCAUUGCAAAAUAGACGAAAAAUUAGACACAAAGAAAAACGCAGAAAAUAAGCGCAACAACUUGUCAAAAGUUUAUUAUUAUUAUUUAUUUCCAAACCCACUACCCACAAGUAUCUAGUAGAACAACACGCAAAAAACAAAAUCAAAACAAAUAAAAAUUUUCCACUAGAAAAAUACCCUUUUUUGGUGACAAGAGAAAGAUAAAUCUAUCCAUACUCGUAUUGAGUGCGUAUCUAUGGAAUUUAGUGAAACUUUGGAAGAAUUGGACGAUGAGACUUACGAUGAGGAAAAAAUGGCCAGAACAUCAGAUGAGAAUCGAAAGCAAAAUCACAGUGAAAUCGAAAAACGACGGCGGGAUAAAAUGAACACCUACAUCAAUGAAUUGUCCUCCAUGAUACCCAUGUGCUAUGCCAUGCAUCGUAAACUAGAUAAAUUGACCGUUUUACGCAUGGCUGUACAGCAUUUGCGUAGUAUACGUGGUGCCGUACACGCCUACAGCGGUGGUGACUGUAAACCAACAUUUCUCUCAGAUCAAGAAUUGAAAAUGUUAAUACUGCAGGCAGCUGAGGGAUUUCUAUUUGUAGUGGGUUGUGAUCGAGGACGUAUAUUGUAUGUCUCGGAAUCGGUAUCAAAUGUUUUGAAUUAUACACAAACAGAUUUAUUAGGACAGAGUUGGUUUGAUGUUCUACAUCCGAAAGAUGUGGCCAAGGUUAAGGAGCAGUUGUCCUCGCUGGAUCCGUGUCCGAGGGAAAGAUUAAUCGAUGCUAAAACCAUGCUUCCCGUUAAAACCGAUAUACCACAAAGUUUAUGCCGCCUAUGUCCGGGUGCCAGAAGAUCCUUCUUUUGUCGCAUGAAACUAAAAGCCGCCAGUAGUAGUCAGAUUAAGGAAGAGUCUGAUACAUCGUCAAGUUCCCGCAGUUCCACCAGACGUAAAUCGAAGUUAAGCAUGGAUGAGAAAUAUCGGGUAAUACAAUGUACCGGCUAUUUAAAAUCCUGGGCCCCCAUCAAAGAAGAAAAUCAAGAUGCUGACAAUGAAGAUCAAAUAACAAAUCUCUCCUGCUUAGUGGCCAUUGGACGCAUACCCUCUAAUGUCAUGGAAGAUAAAUCAACAUCCUCCCUGGAUAAUCAUCCCAAUGUAAGGCAUGUUAAUUUUCUAUCCCGACACUCGGUGGAUGGUAAAUUUUUGUUUAUCGAUCAAAGAGCCACUUUGGCGGUGGGUUUUUUACCUCAAGAAAUCUUGGGCAGUAGUUUCUACGAAUAUUUUCAUCCCGAGGAUAUACCCGCCUUGGCUGAAUCCCAUAAAAUGGUUUUACAGGUGGCCGAAAAAGUCACAACCCAAGUUUAUCGUUUUCGCUGCAAGGACAAUCGUUUUAUACAACUGCAAAGUGAAUGGCGUGCAUUUAAAAAUCCUUGGACCACAGAAAUUGAAUAUAUAAUGGCUAAGAAUUCGGUAUUUUUAUAAGCAUUUAGAAUGAAGUAUUCCGUAAAUAUUUUUUUAAUCUCGAUCAAAAAAUAAAUCCUAUAGAUGUGUGAGUGUGAAAGAAA